Molecule: messenger RNA, 2733 nt
Organism: Lymnaea stagnalis (great pond snail)
Lineage: Eukaryota; Metazoa; Mollusca; Gastropoda; Lymnaeidae
Source: the annotation of a GenBank genome assembly
CUUUCAACCGCUCACCUAUACAAAAGAAAAUGACAUGCUGGAUCGGCGGUCUCUUCUGCUGUGUCUUUCUGAUCACUGGGAGUACAGGGUAUUUUGUCAACGACUGGGACCAGCCAUUCACGUUCAACUGUCCAACCGGACAGGUCAUCUCUUAUGUCUCUAGUGUCCAUAACAACCGCGCUGAGGACAGACGCUGGGAGUUCCGUUGCAAGGACGUUGUAACUACACAUUCAUGUUCUCAUAGUGGUAAGUGCUACGUCUGUUUAUUCCAGUGAUUUGGAGCAGAACUCGGUGCUCCGGAGCAGUAUUAUUUUGCCUGGAGCUGGAGCUGGUAAAUUUCAUACUGCUCUUAAAAUUUUCAUUUUUUUUUAAAUGGAGAUAAUUUGAACUUAUUAAUUUAAAAAAUUAAUUUAUUAAAUCUAAUGUCACACUCUUUUCAAGCUAUAUAACUUCAUGAUUCAUGAUUGAUACCUGUUUGUUUGCUCCCACGUUUAUUCUACUAUGUGGCUCAAACAUUUCUACUUGGUAUGUUGCUCCCACAUUUCUACUUGGUAUGUUGCUCCCACAUUUAUACUUGGUAUGCUGCUCCCAACAUUUCUAAUGAUAAAUGUGCCAUAACAUUUUUUUUUCCAUUAUUGGGAACGCGCGAUGGCUGGAGCUAUUGUCCUUGACAAACGCAUGUAAGGUUUGUGAAUUCAAGGAGCUGGAAACGUCACGAUGUAUUACGUAAUAUUCCUAUUUUAAGACAAAGUUUUCCUAAAACAUAACCUCUAACACAGUUUUUCCGAAUAUAUGUAGCUGUCAUAAUUUGUAAAAUCUUUCGUAAAAUAAAGCUGUAAAAUACGUUUUCGUCUUGGUUAAGGCUUACAUUAACAUAUAAUGACCAAACAGCUGUUGAGAGAUUGGCCAAACGGAAUACCAGGAUUUGUCAUUAAUAUCUUAAUGAGAUAGGGCAGACAGUACACAUGGAUGUCCUGUGACUAGAUUUCAGCCAUAAAUUACAAACCUUUUAAGCGUUCAAUAUACGAUAGCGUCAAUACUGCUAAAUUGGCCCACACUGUAUUCUGUGAAAAUCUGCGGACUGUUGAUUGACCCAUUUUUCGUCAACCUAUCGAGCUGACACUUGGCACAUAACAUAGACUCAAGACGAAGAUGAGACACUCUAUCAAAUUGUCAGUCCCGCUCCAUACUCCAAACCCCAAAAUAAGUUUUUUUCCCCCUAUUUCUGAAGUUGCAUAUGAAGGAAAUAUGAUGUCACAUAAAAAAAAAAAUCCCCAAAAUGCGCUAAAUGAACCUCUUCACAAAAAUAUCGUUGGUGUGCUUUUUAUGCAACAUUGUUGGCAAACAUUUUUUAAAAAAUCCAAUUGUAAGAAGAACGUCCUCGCAAAUGUUAAAAUAAAAUGAGUAAAACAGAGUAGGCUUUCUGCCGACACAUUCGCUGUUUUGUUGCGUUUAUUUUUUCAGGUUUAACACUACUCUGUUUUACUCAUUUUAUUUUAUUUUGUACUAACCUGAUUGCAGUCUCUCCCCUUAUUACCCUCGCAAAUGUUAUUUUUUGUGUGUGUCUAUUUCCUCAGGAUACGUCAACGAGUUCGACCAACCUGUCGUCUUCAAAUGUCCUGGCGAUCAGGUGAUGACCGGCGUAGACAGUUACCACAGCGACAAAGCUGAGGAUCGCAGGUUCGGCUUUCAGUGCUGCAACGUCCAGGCGCGUCAACCACGCGACUGCUACAUCACCGGCGAUGUUAACGGCUGGGACGACAAGAUGACCUUUCAUGUACCCGAGGGCAAGGCCAUCAAGGGCGCGCACAGUCACCACAACGAUCACUAUGAGGAUAGGCUCUGGCGAUUCGAAAUCUGUACUCUCUAGAUGAAGUGAAUUGAAGAGGAUCGCAAACUAUCGAUGACUUAAAAAUAUGUUUAGCCUUGAGGUGACAUGAAACUAGAGCUCCGUUUAUCAAUUUAAUUUGUCAUUGUUAUAAACAUCGAGACAACGCAAAACAAAUAAUAUUGUUAUUAGGUGUUAUUUUAAAAAUAGUAUCAUUGCCUUACCGUUGUCUAAAUAAAACCUUAAAUCAAGGAUUUUAUUCAACUCAGGGACCGCAAAUAAUGUUCCUGAAUUUUUUAAAACUAUUUAAUGGCUCACUCAAAGUCAGAAAGAAAAACUGAACUUUGAAAGCUUCGAUCUUUGAGAGCUUUGACCAUUUUCGUAUAAUCAAACUCAGCACCUAGUCAUGUUCUAUGGAUAUCAUUGAUAAUCCACCCAGCAAAUCCUAGGCCAAAAUUUAGCGUACAUUGGAUAUGAUGUGUUUGUUUUAUAGAAACUGGGAAGGAAGAGAGACACCACGUUUAUUUUAAAAUUAAAAAAUACAAGUUUUACAUUACACUCUUAGCAUGAAAUCUAUAAAAUCCAAGUAUUAAAAAAAAUAAUGAUUGUCAUUGGGAUGUGUGCAAGGGCGUUAUGUGGCCAGGGAAGUGAUGGUGAAAAGUGGGGCCAGGGACGUGAUGGUGAAAAGUGGGGCCCGGGACGUGAUGGUGAAAAGUGGGGCCAGGGACGUGAUGGUGAAAAGUGGGGUUUGGGAUGUGAUGGUGAAAAGGUUAUUGGGUUCAUAUUCUCAUAUUUAUGUAAAGAAAAUGGGCAAAUACAAAUAUUGAUAGGGCCCGGGGCGUGAUGGUGAAAAGUGGGGCCCGGGGCGUGAUGGUGAAAAGUGGGGCCCGGGGCGUGAUGGUGAA